Molecule: messenger RNA, 3582 nt
Organism: Diospyros lotus (date-plum)
Lineage: Eukaryota; Viridiplantae; Streptophyta; Magnoliopsida; Ericales; Ebenaceae
Product: protein unc-13 homolog
Exons: 5
Coding region: 425-3295 (956 amino acids)
Source: RefSeq, a predicted model, not a curated record
ACUCCUUUGCCUAUUCAUCUCUCUCUCUCUCUCUGUACCAACCUUCGCACCUCUCUCUCUCUCUCUCUCUCUCUCUCUCUCUCUCUCUCUCUGCGCAUCAUGAAUUCCUUAAAAGUCAAGCAAGAAUAGAACCCACCAACGGCUUUUCUCUCUCUCUCUCUCUCUCUCUCUCUCUCUCUCUGAGGCAAAAGCACAAACACACAACAGGCAAUCACAACAGAGAAAAAGCGCCGCACGGAAUUACAGAUAAGAGGCCUUUCAUCACUCCACGCCAUAAUCCACCCAGAAAAGGCAGCCGCCCAAGCGCCACCACCCAGUUGAGUCUACCAUUGCAUCCCCCCCCCCCCCCCCCCCUAUCUCUCUCUCUCAAUUUGGAGACGAAUUCGAGAAAUAAAGAGGGGGAGAGAAGAAAACUUUCUCCAGCAUGGUAAUCAGCAGAAAUAAUGUUCCCAAUUCGCCCUUCGGCCAACUGGGCGUCGACCUCUCCGAAUCCGACCUCCGGGAAACCGCCUACGAAGUCCUCAUCGCCGCCUGCCGUAUCACCGGCGGCAAGCCUCUCACUUACAUAUCGCAGUCUUCGCUGAAGGCCGCGCAGCCGGAAAGGUCGUCGUCGGCGCCGUCGCUGCAGAGAUCGGUGACGUCCACGGCGGCGAGCAAAGUGAAGAAGGCCUUGGGGUUGAAGAAGCGGGCUCACAACUCGGCGGGUCAGGGUCCCGACCCAGCGGGUUCGGGCAAGCCCAAGAGGCCAGUAACCGUUGGCGAGCUGGUUCGGGUCCAAAUGCGCGUUUCCGAGCAGACCGAUUCCAGAAUCCGGCGAGGGUUGUUGAGAAUUGCUGCUGGGCAGCUUGGAAGACGUACUGAGUCAAUAGUUCUACCACUAGAACUGUUGCAACAAUUCAAGUCUUCAGAUUUUCCUAGUCAGCGAGAAUAUGAAGCAUGGCAGAAAAGAAAUCUAAAGAUUCUUGAAGCAGGACUACUCAAGCAUCCUCACCUGCCUUUAGACAAGAAAGACACUGCUCCACAACAGCUCCAACAGAUAAUCCGUGGGACCUUGGAAAGGCCCAUAAAAACUGGAAAGCAGAGCGAAUCCAUGCAAGUUCUCCGUAGUGCUGUCAUGUCUCUUGCUUGCAGAUCAUUUGACGGGUCUGUCUCUGAGAUGUGCCACUGGGCAGAUGGAGUUCCAUUUAAUCUAAGACUCUACCAAAUGCUUCUGGAAGCUUGCUUUGAUAUAAAUGAUGAGACCUCCGUUGUGGAAGAAGUUGAUGAGAUUUUGGAACUCAUAAAGAAGACUUGGAUAAUUUUUGGAAUAAACCAGAUGUUGCAUAACAUUUGCUUUGCUUGGGUGUUGUUUCAUCGUUAUGUUGAAACUGGACAAGUUGAAGAUGACUUACUCAUUGCUGCUAAUAGUCUAUUGGUGGAAGUUGAACAGGAUGCAACAACAACAAAGGAUUCAGUUUAUUCGACAAUCUUAAGUUCAAUAUUGAGUCUGAUUUUGGGUUGGAUGGAAAAGAGGCUUCUUGCUUACCAUCAUACCUUUCACAGCGGCAAUAUUGAGUUGAUGCAAAUAGUGGUAUCUAUGACAGUAUUAGCAGCUAAGAUACUGGUGGAUGACAUCUCAUUUGAGUAUCGCAAGAAAAGGAAAGAAGUUGACGUAGCACUAGACAGGGUUGACACCUACAUCAGGUCAUCAGUACGCUCUGCUUUUAAACAGAAAAUGGAGAUUAUAAAAUCAAGCAAGCGGUCAUCUAGAAACCAGCAAAAUCCUCUUCCUGUCCUUUGCAUUCUUGCACAAGACAUUACUGAACUGGCUCUUAAUGAAAAGGAGAUAUAUAGUCCCGUUUUGAAGAGAUGGCACCCCCUUGCAGCAGGUUCAGCUGUAGCCACUCUUCAUGCUUGCUAUGGGAAUGAGCUGAAGCAAUUUGUGUCAGGUAUCAAUGAGUUGUCACCUGAUAUUGUACAAGUGUUGCUAGCUGCUGAUAAGUUGGAAAAGGUUCUUGUUCAAAUUGCUGUUGAAGAUUCGGUAGAAAGUGAGGAUGGGGGGAAGGCAAUAAUACAGGAGAUGACUCCUUAUGAGGCCGAAGCUGUGAUUUCCAAGCUGGUAAAGGUGUGGACAAGGACCAGAGUGGACAGACUUAGGGAAUGGGUUGACAGGAAUCUGCAACAAGAGGUAUGGAGCCCACGGGCGAACAAAGAGCGGUUUGCUCCCUCUGCUGUUGAAGUUCUACGAAUAAUAGAUGAAACCGUGGAAGCGUUCUUUUUGUUGCCGAUAACAAUGCACUCAACAUUGCUCUCUGACUUGAUGGGUGGUCUUGACCGAUGUCUCCAACAAUACAUAUUGAAAGCAAAAUCUGGCUGUGGAAUCCGAAGUACUUUCAUUCCCGCUAUACCUGCCAUGACAAGAUGUAGAACAGGAUCAAAAUUACAUGGUGUGUUUAAGAAGAAAGAAAAGUCGCAUAUGGCUCAGAGGAGGCGACCUCAGGUUGGGAUUAUUGAUGGAAAUAAUUCAACUGGGAUAGUGCAGUUAUGCGUUCGCAUUAACACAUUGCAGCACAUUCGAGCACAGUUGGACAGUUUGGGGAAGAGGAUAAUGAAUCACCUCAGGAAUUGUAACCCCAACAUUCAUGUAGAUGAUACUGCCACUGGAAUGGGGAAAAGGUUUGAGCUUUCAGCAGCAGCUUGUGUGGAAGGGAUCCAACAACUUUGUGAGGCAACUGCGUAUAAGGUCGUUUUCCAUGAUCUAAGUCAUGUUCUGUUGGAUGGUCUGUACGUGGGAGAAGUUUCUUCCUCUAGGAUUGAACCCUUCCUCCAGGAGCUCGAACAAUUUCUGGAGAUCAUUUCGGAAACAGUGCAUGACAGAGGGCGCACGCGUGUUAUUACUGACGUGAUGAAAGCUUCUUUCGAGGGAUUCCUGUUUGUCUUGCUUGCUGGAGGCCCAUCUCGAGCAUUUAGCAGGCAAGAUUCUGAUAUCUUGGAGGAGGAUUUCAAGUCUCUGAUGGAUUUGUUCUGGUCCAAUGGGGACGGAUUGCCAGUCGACUUGAUCAAUAAGCUAUCAAUCAACGUGAAGGAUAUCCUUCGCCUCUUCCAUUCCGACACCGACAGCCUUAUCGAGGAAUUCAGACAAGUUACUCAGGAUAGCUAUGGUUCUUCUUCAAAAGCCAGGCUCCCGCUACCCCCAACUUCAGGUCAGUGGAGUUCAACCGAACCAAACACGAUUUUGCGAGUUUUGUGUCAUAGGAACGAUGAGAUUGCUACCAAGUUCCUUAAGAAAACAUACGACUUGCCGAAGAAGCUGUAACUACUUACUACAAGCCCUUGGGGAUAAAUAACAGAUACCACAUUUAGGAGCCUUAGUUCCGACCAUUGAGCUUAGUUAGUUAUAGCCCUCAGCGCAAGUGUAAGUGCUUUUUUUUUUUUUCCCACUUUUAUAUCUCAGGCUUGUUGACAAAUUGCAGGAUAGAGAAAGAUGAGUUUGAAUAUUGUGUCAGGUGUGCUUUGUGCAACUUUGUAUUUCGCUGAUUGAUGAUGUCUAAUAGUUGAAAGAGCUUGUAUUUAUAUUGCAAAUUAAAAGCCUUUGCUUUGAUA